GCACCACCGAAUUUUCACGUGCUCAAUUUGUGAUUAUAAUUCAUCUCGUGCUUUACGGUGGAGGAAAACAUCGUGAGAAAACCUGCAUGUUUCUAAUUUCACUGAAAUUCUGCCACAUGUGUAUUCCACCAACCCGCAUUGAAGCAGCGUCGUGGAAUAAGCUCCAAACAUUCUCCUCAAAAAGGGAGAGGAAGCCUUUUAACCCAGCAGUGGGACAUUCACAGGCUGUUAUGGUUAUGAUAUGGCGCUAGUCGAUCACACAGACGUGAAAAUGGGAAAGAUAUACGAAGACAGCGAUGUGGACAAACACGCUGAAUCUAAGAUCCAGAAGCUGUUCUCUGGAUCGACGGUGCUCUUGACAGGAGGCACUGGGUUCCUCGGGAAACUACUGGUCGAGAAACUUUUAAGAUCCUGUCCAGACGUAAAGAAAUUAUAUCUUUUAACGAGACCAAAGAAGAAUAAAGAUAUUUUAAAACGAUUGCAAGAACAGUUUGAUGACGCGUUAUAUGACAAGCUAAGAAAACAGGCGCCUAAUUUCAUAGAGAAGAUUUCGAUAAUUGAAGGUGACGUGGGUCAGCUCGAUCUUGGUAUUUGCGAAGAAGACAAACAGAAAAUCAUAAAUGAGGUCGAAUUCAUUUUCCACGGCGCAGCGACAGUGCGAUUCGAUGAAGCACUCAAAACAGCUGUAGAGAUCAACGUUCGUGGUACGCGGGAGAUAUUACUACUAGCACGAUCAUGCACGAAGCUACGUGCGCAUGUGCACAUUUCAACCGCUUACAGCAACUGUCCUAUCAGAGAAAUCGAUGAGAAAUUCUAUGAUAGUUCAUUGACCGGCGAGAAACUGAUUGAUCUGGUUGAGAAUAUCGAUGAGAAAACUUUAAACACCAUCACACCCGGAUUACUGGGUGACUUCCCUAACACAUACGCUUAUACAAAAUCAGCAGCUGAAAACAUCGUACAAAAGUACUCGAAGGGACUUCCGGUUGCACUGUUCCGGCCGUCUAUUGUUAUAGCGACAGCCAGAGAACCCGUUUCCGGAUGGAUAGACAAUGUUUACGGACCUACAGGAGUUGUCGUGGGUGCCGCAGUGGGCCUGCUCCAUGUUUUGAACUGCAGCCCUAAGGCCUUGGCUGAUCUGGUCCCGGGAGAUUUGGUCGUUAAUGGAUGCAUAGCGACUGCGUGGAAGACUGCCAAGGACUAUCCUGUGAACCACGAAGAUGCACCAAUGGACCAGCUACCUACUGUUUACAAUUACGUAUCAUCAGUAGAACGCCCCUUGACAUGGGAAUUAUUCAUGAAGCACACAGAAAUUUACGGCCUCCAAGUGCCGUCAAUGCAAGCGGUGUGGACAUAUCUGUUCUGGCUGACACCUUCAAAGUUUCUUUAUAAUUUGUACUGCUUUUUCCUCCACUGGAUACCAGCUUAUAUUGUGGACACUAUCGCUAUUAUGAUUGGAAAGAAACCUAUGUUAAGGAAAGCCUACAAGAAGAUCGAAAAGUUUUCAGCUGUCAUCGGUUAUUUCGCUUUACGGGAAUGGAAAUUUCACAACGAAAACACACAAAAUAUGUUCAAGGAACUAUGCGACGCUGACAAACACAUAUUCAACUUCGACAUGCGGUCUUUGGAAUGGGAGGUAUAUUUCAAAUCGUAUGUCAGUGGAAUAAGACUUUACCUGUUAAAAGAUCCUAUGGACACCCUUCCCCAAAGUAAAAGGAAACAUUUCAAGUUAAAGAUCGUUCACUAUAUUUGUCUUUCUCUUAUAUGUUUGGCUCUUUUAAGACUGUUUUGGUUUUUCGCUCGACUAAUUAUCGGUUAAGCAAUUGUGUAUAUAAGUUGUAAAUGUAUAUACUAGUUCAUGUUGUAAUUAUUGUAUAAUUUUAUAUAAUUUAAUUAUUAUUGACCUUUGAGGGUUUUCGACUGGUUUCGUGGUGGAUAAGCAUUUGAUUUUAUAAAUUGUACUUUAUUAAUUUAAGAAGCCAUUAUAGAUUUUAUACAUGGAAUUUAUAAAAUGAAGACUCUGGUAUAUAAGGAUAAAUUACAAACGUUCUACGAAGGACUUCAUUUAAUAUGUGUAUAACUUUAUUUAUGUUCAGUUUGUAAUAAAGGGCUCGUUUUCUUGUCAUAGAAUAAUGUUUUUUUUCUAUAUGUAUAAAGAAAAUAAAGUAUGUAAUGUGAUGUUUCUUAGAUAAUAAAUUGAUUAUGCUCAAAUUCUCAGACAUUAUUUUAUAAAUAAAAAAAUAUUACUUUGUGUG
Nymphalis io (European peacock) is the source of this 2252-nucleotide messenger RNA. RefSeq names its product fatty acyl-CoA reductase wat-like. Gene Ontology annotation, molecular function: alcohol-forming very long-chain fatty acyl-CoA reductase (NADP+) activity. Gene Ontology annotation, biological process: long-chain fatty-acyl-CoA metabolic process. The record is from RefSeq and is a predicted model, not a curated record. Bases 242 to 1816 code for a protein of 524 amino acids. NCBI's taxonomy places the organism in Eukaryota, Metazoa, Arthropoda, Insecta, Lepidoptera, Nymphalidae. The transcript has 11 exons. Gene Ontology annotation, cellular component: peroxisome.